Messenger RNA from Micropterus dolomieu (smallmouth bass), 1526 nucleotides. RefSeq names its product alpha-(1,3)-fucosyltransferase 4-like. The coding region runs from base 82 to 1263 and encodes 393 amino acids. Gene Ontology annotation, molecular function: alpha-(1->3)-fucosyltransferase activity. Gene Ontology annotation, cellular component: membrane. The record is from RefSeq and is a predicted model, not a curated record. NCBI's taxonomy places the organism in Eukaryota, Metazoa, Chordata, Actinopteri, Centrarchiformes, Centrarchidae. The transcript has a single exon.
UGCUAGCCCUAAGUGCAGUGGACAAAUGGACCCAACACAUUCUGAAAGAGGUUUUUGAACUUUGGGGGAAAGUGCAGAUGAAUGGCUUCGAUGGGAGUUGGGGCUCAUUGGAGAGCAGCGGGCCGCUCCACAAUCACAGUUCACAGAGGGGACGGGCGCUCAGGUUUGUCCCAGAGGGAGAAAUGGUGUGUACUAGUUCUCAAAGGGACCUGCUCCUCUGUGUGCGCGGCUAUCGUUGUUUUUUUGCUAUUGCUGGGAGUCUGCCUACUCUACCUACCGGACCCGCUCACGCUGGAACCGUUUGUCUCUGAAGAGAACAGCGCGGUGACGGUCCUGAUAUGGACGCAUCCGUUCGGUCGGUACCGCGAACUUCCUGACUGCUUUGCGCUCUAUCAGAUCGGCGGAUGCACGCUCACUGACGACGGGCGCGCGUACCCGGAGGCUGACGCUGUGAUCAUUCACCACAGGGAUGUUGCCACCGGCACAGCUGAUCUGCCACCGGAACCGCGGCCACGUGCGCAAAAGUGGAUAUGGAUGAACUACGAGUCCCCAACUCACACACCCAGGUUGUGGCUUUUUGGGGAUGUUUUCAACCUCACAAUGACCUACCGGACAGAUUCAGAUAUUUUCCUGCCGUACGGUUAUCUGGUUCCCCAUGAUCGCAGAACCAAAGGUAUCCAGAACCGCUUUGCGCAUCAGCUCCGCGUACCCUCACACCUCCUCCGGCCCCGCCUCUUGGCCUGGGUCAUUAGCAACUGGUCUGAGUCCCAUGCGCGCGUGGCCCUCUAUUACCAGCUCCGCCGUUACAUCCAGGUGGAUGUUUUUGGGCGCGCGGGCCGGCCGUUACCUGAGGACAGCGGAGGCAACAGUGUGGUGCGGCUGGUCGGACGGUACCAGUUCUACCUCGCGCUGGAGAACUCGCAGCACACCGACUACAUCACAGAAAAGUUGUGGAACGCGGUCACGGCCGGUGCCGUCCCGGUGGUCCUAGGUCCUUCCAGGCAGAACUAUGAACGCUUUCUGCCUCCCGAGGCCUUCAUCCACGUGGACGACUUCCCCACGGUGCGAGGGCUGGCCCGGUACCUGCUGACGCUGAGGCGCAACCCAGCCCGGCUGAGGCGGCACUUGGACUGGAGAGGAAGCUACAGCGUGCACCAGCCCUCCUUCUGGGCUGAACACUACUGCACGGCCUGCAGGGCGGUGAGAAGGACAAAAGGCGGGACUGAUAUGGUCAAAGACUUGACACGCUGGUUUCACUCGUGAAGAUGAGCAUUAGGCUAUCACCUCCAGCACCAGCUGAUUUGUAACCUCACCUGCCCACCUGAUGAUCAGCUGUCAAAGUUUACAACAGAAACCUACGGUAUUUAUCAACCAUGGUUGCUUAUUAAUAUAAUGAAAUGUAUAGGCCAAUGACUAAUUAAACUAUGUGAUAGCCUAACUGAGAAUGAUUGUUCAUGACCCUACUGUUGCCCGUUUUACGAUUAUUUACACCCUCAGAGUAAAGUUAUUUUUCAAAGUUUCCUGAA